This is a messenger RNA of Actinia tenebrosa (Australian red waratah sea anemone), 7391 nucleotides long. RefSeq lists its product as uncharacterized. The record is from RefSeq and is a predicted model, not a curated record. NCBI's taxonomy places the organism in Eukaryota, Metazoa, Cnidaria, Anthozoa, Actiniaria, Actiniidae. Gene Ontology annotation, molecular function: protein binding; guanyl-nucleotide exchange factor activity. Gene Ontology annotation, cellular component: plasma membrane. Gene Ontology annotation, biological process: Ras protein signal transduction.
CAAGCAUGGUCAAUGUUAACAGUUAAUUUGGAAUCUGCUUGAAAUUCUCUUUGAUUUUGACGUAAAUAGUUAACUCCUGGCUCUUUAUAGUCUCCUUGGAUCAUCUAUGAAGAUGUCUGUCUCAGAAUUAGGCUAAUUUACUGGGCUUCGCCUCUUCAAGAGGCGGGGAAAAAGUCCAAUCUUCAUCAGUCUGAGAGGAUUGGAUGAGAAUACGUGAACAAACCUGCCUGAAAAGUUGUUUACGAACUCCGGAAAGAGUCAAAAAUGAGUGAAAAGUUUUCGCUACGCACAACUUUAUACGUGGUGAAGUGCUUAAUGGGCUUAAAGUAGCUAAAGUAUGCUGUCUUUUAGACAAAGGUUGAGGGAAAGAUGGCAUAGAGGAGGUGAAAAUGUCGGGACUGGUGAAGAAGGUGAUGAAUCUGCAAUCCAUCUUCGAGUUGGAGAAGGAACGCCAGACAGUACUCUAAAUGGAUCGUCACAAACUUCAUCUUUAAGUGAACAAAAAAUUUCAGAAGAAACGUCUGCGGAAAUGCUACACUUUAUCGUGGAUUUUGUAGGUUCUUCUGCGAUUUCUGAAGCCCAGUCGGUUCAAAUUCUCUCGGAGACUUUAAAACGAGUGAAGAAACAACAACUACGUGCAAUGAGAGUGGAUUUUACUAUCAGAGAUGGGAUUCUUAAAGUCAGUUGUGUUGAAUCCAACGCGUUAUUAUUAACAGCUCCGCUUUAUGCUAUAGCUCUAUGUGCCCAGGAACAACUCCGUGGAUUUGAUAACUGUUUUGCUUUAAAUAUUACGAGAAAGAGAACGCAUAUGUGCCAUGUUUUCCAAGCAGGAUCCUGUUUAGAGGCAGCUAGUGUAGUUCGCUCUGUUGCAGUGGCUUUUAAGACAAUCGGUCGUUUAUUGCGGGAAAAGCGAGACAAGGAGCAGAGACAGAAACGAUCAACAUCCAUAAGCAGUGCCGACAGAACACGAACAAACUCUGAAGCUUCUACAGUCACAUCUGUUGAAGAAGCUCUCCGUGCGUCUCAGAGGCGGCACAAGCUUUUCCGAGAGAAAAUGGACAGGGAAUCUGUCAGCGAAUCUGUCAGCGUGGGUUCAUCUUCAAGAAUAUCGCCCCGAUCAAAACAGACACGAAGUUUUCCUAAGAGUAGCACAAGUCCGUUUAUUUUGCGGCACACUGCUGGAAUGCAUUCCUCUGGACGUCAUGUAGAGUUUUCAGCCUUGUCGCCUGUUCCGUCAGAUAGCAGUGACACGGAAGGGGCUGCACCAGUAGUGCCUGUCAACAUUGAACCCUCAGAAAACAAUGAAGAAACGGAGUCCAAAUUGAGUCCAAAAAGCUCACCAGACAUAAGGGUCACUGUUGAUGUGCACUCAGGACCACCUUUUGAAGAGAAAGAACAAAUUCCUGAUGCAAGGGAACUAGUUGCUAAAACAGCUUCAAUUUCCCAACUAGAGGAGGGAAAUGCUGAAGUAAAUGCAUCUAUGAAGGAGCAAGCUGGUACAACUAAAGAACCUGUUAGUCCGAGUGCUGAAUUAAGUUUACCCCUAACCUUAGAAACAAAUUUCUUCCUGGACGAGGAUGAGAACUUCAAGCCUGCAUUAGAAGCUGUUCUAAGGGGAGAUGUGGCAGCAGUAGAGAAGUAUCUUGAUAAUGGCAUGUCUGAAAAUGCUAGCGACAAUAACCAGAAGAGCUUGCUAUUCCAUGCUGUUUCAAUGGGACAGGCAGAAGUAGCUCAAUUCUUGUUGCGACGAGGUGCAGAAGUGAACUGGGAGGGACCUGAAGACAAGACACCACUGCAUAUAGCAGCAACCGAGGGAAAUAGAACUGCGACACAGAUGUUACUAAGUUAUGGAGCUAAUGUCAGAGCUAAGGAUAAUGCCUUCUGUACGCCAUUACAUUUGUCAGUUGGUUGCAAGCAGAACCUUGAAGUUUCUCAUCUGUUGGUAGAACAUGGUGCCAGGAUAAAUGAUAAUAGUCUGCAAGGAGUACGACCUGUUGAUCUGGAACCUCAACUCAAAGAAAUGCAGCGUCUCCUUGUCCAAUCAGCUUGUGAGGCGUUCACAGCAGCCGACCUGUCCAAAUCUCGCUCCAACUCCAACGCCUCAUCCCACAACCAACCAACGGCAGCAGGAAGCUUUCGUUCAAAAGCCGCUUCCAACCAAUCCCCAAGACUUGAACGCAUCAACUCACUACGUAAUGGACGUCUGUCAUCUAGCAUGUGUUCUAUCCCCAGGGGGGGUCUAGUGAGGAGUAGUACUGAGGGUGCUCGAGGGAUUAAAAGAUCUGAGAGCAUACAUGUUUCACGUAUGUUAAGUCCUCAGCUUGGUAGAGGAAAACGACCUCUACGGAGAUCGCUUAGUUUCCAACGAUACCCCGCUGACCAUAAAUUUCAACUUGAAAUUAAUGCAAGAAUAGAAGCCAAUCUACGAAUGAAUACCACUGAUUCUCAUGGAACAGAUGAAAAACAUGGAAAUGAUGAUAAUUAUAUUCCCCAAGUCACGAAAAAACGCUCCAAUAGUGAUCUUGCUCGAUACAGCACUGAGAAAGUACUCCCUUGUCCUGAGGAUGUGAUGGAUUUGACUAAAAAUGACGACGGUUUGAGUAUUGCUGGUAAUGUUGCUGCGGGUGGAAAGGAAAGGAAGGAUGACACAGUAGGUGGAGUAGAAAGACCUGUUUCACCGGCUAAUAUUGGUCUGGAAAGGAAAAGAAAAGCGAAAAGUGUUAGACAGCAUAGUAUUGAGUCAGAACAUUCAGGGGGUGGUCACCACAGUUCAGAGUGUGAAGACAGCUCUUACAUGAGUUCUACUUCCCAUGGCAACCGUGACGAGGACCCUAUCAUCGAGGCACUUAAAUCUGUUGUGUUACUCUCUGGUAACCCUGAGUGUCACGCAAGCCUUUUAGCUUAUCUAUGUCUACCCAGGGCUUCGUCACAACUCAUUAGUCUAUCACACAUGCCAAUGUUGACGGCAAUGGUUGCAGAAAAUAUCGCGCUAUUAAUUGGGAACUUGUUUAAUCUCGAAGGACCAGAGAGUCGGAAACGAUCUGUCGAAGCAGGACUCAUAAAAACAGUUUUAAAGCUCGUAGAUGGUGUAGAACCUAUACAGAGCACUUGUCUAUCCAUUUUACAUAACAUCCUCGACUUUGAUAACGAUCGAGAGUAUUCAGCGGCAUUACAAAGUAUUCCUGUAGAACCACUACUUAAUCUCUUACACAUCAGUGACAACGACAGCGCCUUUGACAUGCGAGCAACAGACUCUCCGCCGCCUUACACUGCAGCUAUUGAGCGUGGACGUCGCAGGAAGGCUAGCACUUGCAGUAGAGGUUCUCAUGAUGAUUGGCAUAGCCACCGAGAGCUGUCACCUGGGAGUGUACAGAGGAAUAACUCAGGGGCUUCUGAUGGACGUCCUGAGAUGCGGCGAAUCUUCCAGAAAAGAAGUAGUAUAUCAAGCAUGGCGAGCUCUGCUGAGGGGGAUCAGUACUCGCUGUACAGCUCUUAUGGUCACGGCCAUCUCCCCUGGUCUAACCUUUGCCCAGACAUGUAUAAUAAGAACCUUCCAAGACUCGUUGCGACCAAGAUGUUGGCUGCUACAACUAUGAACGCCAAGAUGCAGAAAGAGCUCGGCAAAGAGCGGCCUAUGACGCUGAUGCUGGAGACUCUACAAGAUAGUAAUCAUGAUAUUGUGGUGUAUACGACGGCAGCUCUUGCUAAUAUUGCAAUGAAUAUUGAUAACCAUAUGCAGAUGAAGAAUACAGGGUGUGUCGAUGCAAUGAAACAUCUUCUUAGCAACAGCGACCCAAGGAUCACAUACCAUGCUGCAAGGUGUCUUAUCUAUCUUGGUCACAUGGAAGUGAAUGGUAUAUAUCUUUUCAAGCAUAUUACUAGGGAAGACAAGAUUGAUGUGAUAUUUGCCGAUACAACAGGCUCUGAACACCUAUAUGUCAAGGGAGCAACAGUCGAGAAGAUAGUAGAGAUAGCGACCAACAACCCUUCCAUUCUCUGGGGUGGAACUCGUUUACAGCCCUCUUCUCCCAAAGGAAGCAAGUCUAAUCAGGAGAGAAAGACCAACACCAGGACCAACGGCACUAGCAACAAAAAGGCCACAGAUGACCAGAUAGUAGACUUCAUUCUGACUAUGUAUCCAAGCUUUGUUCAUCCUAUUAUCUUCAUGAGGUUGCUCAUUCACAGGUUUAGAGACCCUUGGUUUGAUAAGUAUUUUGAUGGUGACCCGACAACUGGACAGAUUGAAGAGUAUGGACCACUGCCUAUUGUACAUAUACACCUGAUGAGACUGUGGAAGACCUGGUUGGAUAAAUACCCUGAACAGUUUAUUACAUACCCAACGUUAGCAUCUGAGCUUAGUUGCUUAUUCUUGCCGAUGAAAAGAGCAGGGGGACCAUAUCUACCAUGUGCUGAGAGCUUGGAGAACUUACUUGUUGGCCUGGAGGACUACAGUCCAGGAGCAAAAAAGGACGACAGUCAGCUGAUAAAUCAUUGUCAUCACUCUCUUCUCUAUGCACAGUGUCAGAAGGCUAUAGUCAGUGGAGGACAACCAUGUCAAGUAGAUGAUGCGGUGUACUUGUCGGCUUUACAGCUCUACAUUGAGGACUUGUCGCCCAUGGAACAGAGAGGAAGACAGUGGUUCUUCCAAGGGUCUAGUCCAGAUAAGCUACCAGUUUCUAGAAUGAAACAAAGUCUACCUCAUUCCAUGUACAAAGUGAAGAACAUCGUUAAGAGGAUCAAAACACAACGCGAGCGCUUCAUCAGCGAGAAUCUUUCAGAGCGAAAUGCGAAGCAUAACUACGUGGAUUGUUGUCAGAGUAUCGCAGGGUAUGGCUGUCGAUUCUUUAAACUCAAGGAAUGUCAAGGGACGAACACCAGGAAGAAUGCAUACGUGAAUCGUCUGUUUGGUAUCAACCCAAACAAGGUUAUUCUACUGGAUGAGAAGACCAAGUCCAUUAUUGGUCUAUGGCAGUUCAAGGACAUCAAGAGAUGGAAUCCUACCAGUGAUAACCUAAGACUACAAUUUCACUUCACCAAUCAGCAGUUCGAGUUUCUUUUGGAUAACAAAAGUUAUUACAAGGAAAUCACAGAGUUGUUGUUCAACUGUACAAGAUCUAACCUCGAGGCACUUGGUGAAAAAGACUUUUCUCCAUGGAGCAAGUACGCAGAGGACACAGAAACAUGGGGCCCUGUGGCCCUCGCUCAUGAGACCGAGCACCAGAUACCAGAAAACGCUAGAGACGACACAGAAAAUGGUCCCAUGGCUCGCUCCAGGGCCGUUUCUUGCAUCAGUGCUCAACAGACGCGUAGAAGAACGUUCCAGAGGCAUGUGUCUAUAGACGAGAACUAUUCCACUUCGGCACCUUUUCCUGGGUAUAAUUUAGGCCCUGGUGAAAGAGGACCUGUUGGGCCCCAGACGAUUGCUCCUGUCUUGGCUGCUACAGCUUCAUCUAUAUCUCCCUUGAGUGGUUUAUCACUCCAGAGUACCCAUCAUUCAUUGCAAUCUUCAGAUGAGCUUCAGAUUGGCUCCCUACAAAGCACGCCAGCUACGUCACUUCGUGGUAUGUCCAUGACAUCAAAGGGUUCAUGGGAUGCUAGUACUGGUGUUGGUCGACCUAAGCGUGACAGUGUCUCCAGAGAAAGUGAAGGAAGCGUCGAAAGCUCCCCAACAGAACUUCAGAACUUCCUAGACCCAAACCUCUCCCUAAAAUCCAACGACAUAGUUAACCCAUCAGAACCACCUCGACAUCGCUACCUGUCCACAGGAAGCCCAAACACGUCAAUGGGCUCUCCCUCUCCAAGUUACUCAACAAAAGACCCCAGCCCUACACCCAGGGGAGGCGUUUGUGCUGAAAUGAACUUUGACGCAGAGAAUUUUAAUAGGAUAUUUGGGUUGAGCCCGCGGGGUCAGCUGCUGACCUGUCAUUGUCCACCAGAUCCUCAAAUGCCUGGGUUCGACAGGAGAAACUUUACGGUUUUCCAGCUGCUUGAACAUCCUAAAGAACUUGCGCGACAAAUAACAGCCAUUGAUCACGAAUAUUUCUGCGCAGUCACUGCUGAGGACAUUCAAAAGAAAGUUGCCAUGGGAACAGGGAAGAAGAGACACCCUGAGCACGAACAUAGACUAUUGGUGGAACGGGUUGCAGAUAGAUUUAACCAGUUGACCGCGUGGGUUGUUGCCAGUAUUCUCACCGAAGAAAGUCCUGAAAAACGAGCAACGAUAUUUAUCAACUUCAUCGAAACUGCCAAGCAAUGCCUCGAAUUUAGAAAUUUCAAUGCAGUAAUGGCCAUUGUGGCUGCUCUUGGUUCUGCACCAAUUCGACGACUCGGGAGAACAAAAGAGUUUGUACCAAAAGAGUUUCUAGAACAGUUUUCUAAGAUUGAGAUGCUGAUGGACGCCAAGGAUAACUACAAGAGAUAUCGUUCAACUCUUCGGUCAUCUCCGACUCCCACAAUCCCUUACUUUGGGAUCUACAUGAAGGAUUUAACAUUCAUAGCAGAGGGAAAUGCAGACUUCCUGAAAGGAGGACUGGUGAAUCUAAACAAGAGAAGACUGAUUUACUUAGUAGUCAACGACAUUAGAAAAUUCCAGAAGAAAUCUUAUAAUUUCCAAGAGGUCACUGAAAUACGUGAAUUCCUCCUCGACCAUAAGAUAAUGACCGAGGACGACUUGUACCUAAUAUCUCGAGAGCUUGAACCAACUCUCACCAGGCGUCACUCGGAACCGGAGAAGGACUCGCGUUCUUCUUCAAUCCCCCAACUGACGCGGUCCAAUACAGUUAGCAUAGCAACGGGAAAAGCACUGGUGAAAAGUUUGUCGCUAGGGGAAGAUUCGAAGUGCUGAUGUUAAUGACGCAGCUUUUAUUUUGUAUCUAAAUGAUACAGGGAUUAUGCCUCAGGACCUAAUAAUAAGUCGCACCAAAAAGUGGUCAUAAAAUGACGAAGUCAUAAAAUUAUGCCGUUACUAUGGCAACCGUUCGUUCCGUGAGCCCUUAAAAACGUUUAUUUAAACUUGACGCCAUCAUCAUUAGAUUAAUAAUUUCUUUAUCACAUUGGAUCAUCGUUUUUGUCCAAUCUUCUCUUGCUCUUCAAAAGACAUUGUCCUCGUUAGGCCAAUAAUAUUCUUGCCUUUCGUGACGUCAUUAUUGUUAGGCCAAUAUUCUUGCCUUUCGUGACAUCAUUUUUGUUAGGCCAAUAAUAUUCUUGCCGUUCAAGACGUCAUCAUCUUUAGGCCAAUAAUAUUCUUGGCUCUCACAAUUAUAUCUUGUCGAUCACUACGUCAUUAUUUUUAGACCAAUCAUAUUUUUCUCUCACAUAUCAUCGUUGAGCCAAUCAUAUUCUUGUCUGUUAAAAGAUGUCGUCAAGUAAUGCUCAAAAAAAUGGAAAAAAAA